GAUUGUACCACUACACAAAUAGAUAUAGUAGUGUAUCUUGAGUGAGUGAGAGAGUAUUUCUUGAGUGAGAGAGAGAAGAUGGCUAUGGGAAGAGGCAGUGCGAUAGCUAUUGCUAUGAUGGUAGUGGCUAUGCUUAUGGUAUCUCAAGUGGCCGAAGCCGCCACCUACACGGUGGGUGGCGCCGGCGGCUGGACCUUCAACGUCGCCACUUGGCCCAAAGGCAAGCGCUUUAAGGCCGGCGACACCCUCGUGUUCAACUACAACUCGGCUAUUCACAACACCGUGCCGGUGGACAAGACCGGCUACCAAAGCUGCUCGGCCCCUUCGACCGCCAAAGCUUUUCAAACUGGGAAAGAUCAGAUUAAGCUCAAAAAGGGACAGAAUUACUUCAUCUGCAGUAUUCCUGGCCACUGCCAAUCUGGAAUGAAGAUUGCUGUCACUGCUGUGUGAUUUUGUUAUACAAUGUCAAAUUAAUCUCCCACUAUUUGAUGGAGAGGUAUUAAUAAAUUAUAAUGUAGUGUUUCACUAUAUAACUAAUUAUCAACUUUAGUUUUUUUUGAGUUAAUUUGAGUGGGAUUACUCUACUUAUAUAUUGUGUAUUCCCAUGGGAUACAUGCUUGUUGUUUAGUAGUACUUUUGAAUUUAUUGUUACCAUUGCUUUUUGGUGACAAUGGUUGAUGGUUAUUGCUAUGAUGUGUGUAAUAUGUACUAGCUUGCUUUUGUUUCCUAUUUCUAUAAGGUUUUAAAUAUAGCGCUUACUUUUUGUU
Messenger RNA from Salvia hispanica, 767 nucleotides. Its product is annotated as basic blue protein-like. NCBI's taxonomy places the organism in Eukaryota, Viridiplantae, Streptophyta, Magnoliopsida, Lamiales, Lamiaceae. Gene Ontology annotation, molecular function: electron transfer activity. The record is from RefSeq and is a predicted model, not a curated record. Gene Ontology annotation, cellular component: plasma membrane.